This is a messenger RNA of Eruca vesicaria subsp. sativa (arugula), 591 nucleotides long. Lineage: Eukaryota; Viridiplantae; Streptophyta; Magnoliopsida; Brassicales; Brassicaceae. The record is from the annotation of a GenBank genome assembly.
AUGGUGGCUUGGUUUGAGUGCUCGGCGACAAUAGAUGAUGUUGUCCAAAGUUCUCCAUGGUAUUAUAUAUCUUGCGGUGAGUGCCACACAAAAGCAACCAAAGGGCCUACUUCUCUAAUUUGUAACAAUCCAAAGUGUGAGAAAGGGGUGGUUGAGGGCACUCCACAGUACAUCACAAAAAUUUCAGUAUAUGACAAGAGUGACCAAGAAUUUUUUGUCAUUCUUGGUGAUGCUGGUCACCAGCUAACAGGAAAGCAUGCAUCAGAAUUAGUUGCACGUUACUUUGAGGCUAAUGAGAGCAUAGGAGCUGAUCAAUCAGUACCGGUUCCGCAAGCUCUACUUGAUACCAUUGGGCAGACCCGGAAAUUCAUUGUCAAGGUCUCAAAGCACAACUUCACAGGCAGUAUCCAGUCCAUAACUGUGACUAAGGUACUUCCACCAGAAGCCCCACAUCCUAUAGCACUUUUGGAAGAGGAUGCAGUUGAAGAGUAUAAUCCUUCUGAAGAUGUUGGAGAACCUGAUGAUGCUAGGAAUAGGAAGGCUUCUGAAACUCUUGAGCCAAAGGAAACCAAACGUGCUGAAAGUGGCUAA